Molecule: messenger RNA, 6696 nt
Organism: Mugil cephalus (flathead mullet)
Lineage: Eukaryota; Metazoa; Chordata; Actinopteri; Mugiliformes; Mugilidae
Gene: bltp3a
Product: UHRF1 binding protein 1
Exons: 21
Coding region: 211-4266 (1351 amino acids)
Source: RefSeq, a predicted model, not a curated record
UCAUACCGUGUCGAGCUACGUGUGCGCGCCGGGUGUGCGCGUCCAAGGGGGGUGUUUAGCGUUUAGCAGCCAGACUGAGCUGUGGCUGCAGCGGCUAACAAGAUGCACGCAUAUACUGCUCUUUACAAUACAGAGAUACCCGGGAGCUAGUACAUGUUCAUGUUGAAGUAGAGGAGCUGUCGACAGUGGUCGACGCUAUCGCUGGCAGCCAUGGCCGGGAUUAUUAAGAAGCAGAUCCUGAAACAUUUGUCAAGGUUCACCAAGAAUUUGUCCCCGGACAAGAUCAAUUUGAGUACACUGAAGGGGGAAGGACAGUUGUCCAACCUGGAGCUCGAUGAAGAGGUUCUGCAGAACAUGCUUGACCUGCCUACCUGGCUCGCUGUCACUCGUGUUUACUGCAACAAGGCCGCCAUCAGGAUACAAUGGACAAAGUUGAAAACCAGCCCCAUCUGCCUGUUCCUGGAUAAGGUGGAGGUAGAGAUGAGGACGUGUGAGGAGCCUCGUCCACCCAACGGCCCCUCACCCAUAGCUAUAACAGCAGGCCAGAGCGAGUACGGCUUUGCUGAAAAAGUGGUGGAGGGCAUGUCCGUCAGGAUCAACUCCAUUACCAUCAAGGUGCACGCUCGUGCUUUCCACGCCUCCUUUGAACUCUGGCAGCUACAAGGCAACAGCCUCAACCCCAAGUGGCAGCGCAGUGACCUUCGCUACACCCGCAUCACUGACCCAAAGAGAGGAGAGGUGUUGACGUUCAAAGAAAUUAACUGGCAGAGCCUACGAAUUGAAGCCGAUGCCAUUGAGAGUGACGACCAGGACCUCGGCAGCACCCCGUUACGUCUCAUCACCAACCAGGGGCGCAUUCGCAUCGCCCUGAAACGCAGAAUAAAGGACUGUAACGUGCUGGCAUCCAAGCUGCUCUUUAUUCUGGACGACCUCCUGUGGGUGCUGACGGACUCCCAGCUCAAAGCCAUCAUCCGUUACGCCAAAUCUCUCAGCGAGGCCAUGGAAAAGUCGGCGCAGCAGAGGAAGAGCAUGGCUGCUGAAUCCUUGCAGACUGCUCCUCCAUCUCCGGGCCUCCACAGCCUGUGGGCAGAACCCCCGAGCGCUCCGACAGGCACCCCCAGCAACAUGAGUCAGUACUUUGAUCUGUAUGACGUCAAGGAGUCUUCAUACCACACCUUCAUAUCACGCUUGGACUUACACAUAUGCAAUGACAGUUCUUCAGUCGAUGAAGAUGAGUCCCCCCCACCGGGCCUGCAAGGUGCCAUGCAGCUGACGUUCAGGAAGCUGGGCUUCGACUACUAUCCAGUCCACAGACCCGCUGACGGGUGUCGACACUGGGAGCGUCACAGUGGAGCUAUGGAGGCUCAGACCCAGUGGGCUGGCAAACUGCUCUCGGAGCACCAGAGACGAGCAGAGGCUUCAGGCUUCCCCGGGCCGCACAACGAGGCGGCCCACGCUGCCAAGGACUCACCUGCAAAGACGGUUCAAGAUGAGCGGUCCAGUCCUAAAUCCAACCACUCGGACAAAGAGCAGGCGGCCAGAAGGAACUCGGUGCCAGCUCCUCCUGGGUCGUCGCUGAAGAGGCUGCGGUCGAGCUGCGUGGUGAUCAGGAUGGAUGACGUGGACAUUCACCAGGUGUCUACAAGGGGGCGUCAAAACAGGAAGACCCAGUCUUUGUUAUCCUGUAACCGUAAAGCUCUGCAUUUACCCGACAACAUACCAGCAGUUCACCUGCAGUUUACUGAGUACUACUUCCCUGACAGCACCACUUUACCAGUGCCCACCUCAAACCUCUACGCCCAGUUGAACGGCCUCCAGCUGUGCGUGGACCCAGCCAGCGUGCUGUGGAUCAAUCUGUUUUCCAGGGGUCUCCUGCACACCUUAGACCAGGUCAAGGCCUUUUAUCAUUUGCAGGACAGUAACAAGGCUGAAGAACAUCUAGACAUCCGCAUGGAUGCAGCGCAGCUUAAGCUGAUAAUUCCCUUGGAUUCGUCCAUAUUGGACCAUCCAGAGCGUCCUCAGUCCCUGUCUGUUACUGUACCCCAGAUGGUUGUAAGCAACACCCGCCUCUGCCCUCACGGCUCCAGGGCUGACCUCAGCAGCACCUGUGACAAGUUUGCCAGCUGCCGUUUCUUCCAGUCCACACCACCUUACCCGUACCCCAGAGACCUGAGUGCCUUCCACCCCAUUCCUCCCAACUUCCUCCAGCACUCCCAAGAGAUAGAACCUCUACCUCUGGACAGAAAGCAGCUGCGCUCCCAGGAUGUGUGGUCUCUCAGUUUGUCCCGCGUUACGCUAGGUUUCGAUGGAGCGAGGAGGUUCCCCAAAGGAAGAACCCAGCCUUUUGUCGAACCCUUCGCUGUGUCUGUGUGGAUGUGUCAGACAUCCGCUUCAAGAAGUGCUUCAUCGUCUUCAUCCUCCAGUCCCAGCAGAGCCCACCGACCCGCUUCAGAGCGAGAGCCUCAUCAAGAACACGAUCCCCCACUUGCUUCUUUCCACUUCCUGGCCCACACCAUCACCCCGGUGAAGAUGUGGCUCAAUCACUACCAGUAUGUCGCCCUGCUGCGAAUGAAGGAUGCCAUGGCCCGGCUUGGCGCAGAGUUGGGCCGGGAUGUACGAGAUGUAAAGCAGGCUCAUGGCCAGAAUACUAAAACAACCACCGCUUGUCUUGCCCUUCUGCUGGAUUUGGUAGAAUUGGGCCUCCUUUUGCCACCAGUAAGCACAGAGCCAGAGGAAGAGGUGCCCCACACUCCAGAAACAGACAGCCCCAGCAUGACGGACUCUGACAUCUCCCCCGCUCAUCACUCCGCCGACGGUGUCCUGGAGGACUGCGGGUUAGAAAAUGGCGUCUCCUCCGUCAACGCAGCCGCGUUUGAUCAAGACGAGCAAGACGGGACGGUGGAGGAGGCGUGCGAGGCUGUGGAGGAGGGGCUGGAGGGCAACGGGUUGACAACACAGGAUGACAGCCUAGGCCUCUCACCUCCCCUCUCACCUGGACAGACGCCAGCCCUCUCCCGCGAACCGUCUACCUUCAGCCUGGAGGGAGAGCUGUCGAGCGCCAUUAAUGUCACCAAGGAUGUGACCAAAGAUGCCAUUAGUGCCUCGCUGGACCUCACCAAGGGGGCGUUUUCGAUCACAAAAGACGCCUUUAGCAUGCUGAGUCGUGGAUCAGGGAUGAGCAAAUUGUUCAGCCCACAGGCAAAGGAACAGGUUCAACGCUCAGAUGACUCCGCCUCUCUGGCCUCCAGCACGCGCCACCAAACCAUGAAGCAGUCACCUUCCCAGCAUUCCUUUGACAGCGCCAUCUUGGACGGCAGCCUGCCCGACGAAAAUCUCUCUGUCGACAGUGACAUCAGCGAAAAUUUCGUUGUUCUCAUGGACUCAGAAUCAGGUUUGGAGUCCAUGCGUCCCAGCAUCACGCCCGUGGGCAGCCGAGGCAGCCCAGCCCCGGGGACAGAGGGAGGCUCGUCGGCCGACCUCAGCAGCUCCCUGUCACAAAGCACUGAGGAUGUGUCUCAGGACAUGUCCUCUGUGUUGAUGCUGGUCCUGAGUGGAACCGCUUGCACCUUGGAGGCAAAGGGAGAAGACCAAGUCGUGGCUGUGGAAGCACAGAAUCUGACCCCUGUACAGAUGGGAAACGUCAGGCUAUCAGACCUGCUAGCUGGUCUGAUACAAGCUCCUGACGUGCCAGUGCAGAAGCAGGAGGGGGCGCAGGGCAGCAGGUCCUCUCCAGCGUUGUGCAUGCGAGCAGAAAUGGGCCCUUCGGUGUCUGGACGCUCUGAUCUGGCUGAGUCACUGGGCUUUCUGGAUAUGAGGGUGCAGGACCUCCGAGCGGAACUGUUAGCCUCCACGGUGACCAAUAUCGGCCCUUUUCUCGAAGACGAAUUCAGUGCCGAUGGCCAGCCGCUGAGGUUACACAUGAACAACGUCACCAUCACUAUGAAGGACGAUGGCCCUAAAAUCUACCCUACAGCCCCUCAGUCUAUCCCGGCCACGUUCAUAGUGGAUGGGCUGCUCCUCGAGCGCUCCGAUGACGGCAUCAUGAGAGUCAGAGCUGAAGGUGCAGACCCUAAAGCCUCAGCAGGUGUCCCUGCGGCUGACUCGGACAGCAACAGCUCCUGCUCAGCCCAACAGCACAUCGAGUUGCAGAGAGGGACGCUGGAGUCGCAGCUCUGUGACGCAAAUGCCGCCCUCACCCAGGCCCUCAGAGAGCGAGAACGCCUCCUUCUGGAAGUCAGGAAGUAUGACCCCGCGUUUAAUCUCUGAGCCUCUCCGCCGGGCUGAAUGUCAGGAACCAGCAAGACUCAUUCACGGCAUGUCUGAGGCGUAGAAACCCGAGACGUGUUGGGAAAGAAGAUGAAUCAAAGCCUUUGGAUCACUUGCUACCCUACUCAUGAGAGUAAACAAAAGAGCCCGAGCAACAAUACUUAGAACUGGAAUCUUGAUAACAUUAACAUUAAUUGUAGUAUUUUUAAGCUGUUAGUGUAGAUAUACCUCACUGUUGUAGAAACACAAAUUGUCCUGGUUAUUUUCAAAUCGGUGUGGACGGUAAAACGACUCAUCCUGUGGUUUUGGCGAUUGUCGUGCAGCGUGCGAGGUGAUACACGAUCAAGCUUUAAUUCUCCCCAGUUCAUUAGGAGUGUUUCUGGAAAUAUUACAUGCCAAAACCUCUUUUCACAUGCACUGACACUGCCAGACAGCUGCUAGUCCAUCGGUCACUCUUCAUAUCCUCCGGACAUGCAUGCUUUGUAAGGAGUGCUCUUUUACAUGUAGCACAUUUACAAAUCCACAGCCGUAGAGCUAGUGAUGUAGAAUCUUCUAUUAAGUGUCAGUUGUAGAAAAAAAAAAUGUGUAGUUGAAGGCAGAUGGAAAAAAAAAAGAGCACUUUUAAAAAAACAAAAACAAAACCUGAAACACCGAUGCACCUUCUGUCACCGGUUUGGAAUGGUUACACACUCUUAUCUCAGUAGUUCUCAGCAAGCAGGUUGAAUCAUUCCCCAGUAUUAUGUUAUUCUCUAAAUUGUGAAAUGUUGACCGUGCUUCUUUUGUACUGUGAAACAGUGUCGACUAAAAGAUGUCACGCCUUUUCGGCCUCUCCCUUGGCCGUGGAGGUCAGGUUGCACAGAAGCUUCAGUAUUGUAACUCUCAUCCUCUGGUCUGCAGAGGUUUGUGCUAAACCAGAGUUAGAACACUUGCUCUCCUUAAAAACACGUUUUGUAGCUUGCCAGGACACAGCUCCGACUGAUAUUACCUCUAUUCACGGGUAUCGUGUAUGGUGGUGACACAUCAUGUUGUUUUUCGUGUAUAUUUAUUUAACUCAUAUUUGUUUUGUUGGAUCUGGUUAACUGCAGUGAACCGAAGCCAUAUCAAUCAAAGGAGGUGACGUUUAACAAAGCAGUGGAGCUGAUAGUGUUGUGUGUAUUCACAAAAUGUACUACAAAAACUUAUAUUUUUCAGUGUGAUUCGCUUUUUAAUCAGACCUUAACUUAAAAUUUCUGUCAUUAAGCUUUAUACGCACAUAAAUCUGUAACAUGCAUGGAUUCAGACAAUGAUGGAUUUGUUCUUGUAAAAGACUUUUAACAGUAUAUUCCUUUUUUAACAAUAACACUCUGUCAGUUAAAUGUUAUGUACAAGUGCUCUGUUGUUAAGUCAGAGGGUCAGCACAUUACUUUAAUGGUUUCAAAGCUGCUUUUCACCUCCACUCAUCCUGGGUACGGUGGAGCACCCUGGUGGGCGUGCCUCGCCAGUGCAUGCUCUCCAUUUAAAAUAUUUAUUAUUCCUUUCUCUGUGGUUGCCUUGCAAGCUACGAAUGACAAAUUUGCAUUCUUACAAAGAGGAAUGUAAUCAAUAUAAGCAAUAGAAAGACACCAAAAACAUGACUAAGAACGGUGACACUACGACACGUUUUUGAUGUGGGAACCGCUGAAGACUUGAGAUGAUCACUUACCUGUACAUCACAUUUUAAUGUGUUCCCCUUCAACUGCAUGUGAACUCUUCAAUCUGUUAGUGUGGUAAAGCAGCGAUACUGCCCUUCAACCUCAGUAUCGUGUGUAGAUGGGAUAUUUUUCUUAACUCUUGGUGUUUCUUGUUUUUUUUUUUUUGCAUGGCCUUAGUUGGUACGAAAUUGAACGUGCCAUGCUGGAUGAAACAUGUAGCGCUGUAGUUUCCUCUCAGUGUUAAGUAGCAUCUCUAUUCUGUUGACGACCUGGUGCUUUGAGUUGAAUCUGUUUGUUACCUGUUACACUAGACAUCCUUUGCACUCCAGAGCAGGCCAGGGUUUCCAUGACACCAUAACUCUUACCCAGUGUGCCAUGCAAAAAGAAGGAGACGGAGGUCGAAGAAAGACUCACUCCAGUGUGUGUUGUCCUCUCUCUAGAUGCAUGUGCUGAAGUGAAGUUGUGUCGUUUAUGCCUUGUGGAUUACUUGCACUCGUGUGGUAAAUUCACUGGAAAUUGCACUUGUUUUGAUGUAAAUCACUUCAAAGGAAUGCAGGAUUCGUUGUGAAAUCUUUAAAUGGGGUUAAAUGUUGAGAGACUCAGUGGACAGUAUUUUCUUUUUGUGUAGAACUGCAUCAAAUUUUGUAUUAUCUUCAUCACUUCAAUGAGACUAAUAUAAAACUGGUUCUGUGAACCAAAGUUAGUAUGUAGGAAAUAUUUAAGUGGAAAAACAAAACAAUAAAUGACGGAUUGCUUAACA